This is a messenger RNA of Poeciliopsis prolifica (blackstripe livebearer), 7773 nucleotides long. RefSeq names its product neurexin 3b (gene nrxn3b). The transcript is spliced from 24 exons. The coding region runs from base 735 to 5846 and encodes 1703 amino acids. Lineage: Eukaryota; Metazoa; Chordata; Actinopteri; Cyprinodontiformes; Poeciliidae. The record is from RefSeq and is a predicted model, not a curated record.
GAAGGCGGGUCAGUGUGGAGAAAUCCUGGGGCCCGUCGGCAGAACAGCGCCGAGCCGAGCCGAACCGAGCCGAGCGGAGCGACGCGCGUCCACUGAUCCGGAGGAGAGGAGAGAGGAGACAGGAGGACCGCUGCCCGUGCUUGUAUUUCCUCCCCCCUCACUUCCACUGUUCCACUCAAUCAAAGAGCAUCUGCGGCUUUUUUUUUCUUUCUUUCUUUCACUGGGAAAGAGGAAAAUAUAUAUAGGCUAUAUAUAUGCGAAUGGAAUUCUGCUCUGGAAUAAUCUGAUUUUAUUUAUUCUUUUUUUAAAAAAAUUUGGUUUGUUUUACACUCCGGAGUCGAAAGCGGUCUGUCCAAGUUGUUUUUAAAGCUGAGUACCAAAUCAUGGGGAUUGAAACUGGGCCAACGCUGAUUGUUCCAUGCUUCAAAGCAGGAAGUCAGUUCAAAGGCCUAACUCUAAAUCAUCAGACACAGCUCUGAAUCACCGACGUCAUCAUCGCACGUUCACCCUUUUUUUUAUACAUAUAUCCCACCUUAGACUUGGCUGGACAAGAUCAAGAGUCAAUCUAUUAUCAACAUUAGAUCUUAAAGCAAAGAAUCUUUAAGUGACCUAUGUGGAAUAUAAGAGUCAGCAGGUAAACGCUGGAGCUAAACUGUAGCCAAAUGGUUCCAUCACUUUGAGGAUUUAUCCCCAAAUUCCAACUCUUCUUUUUGACACCCUUUGGUUUUUGUACAAUGAAUCCCUACGGCCUUCGUGGGCAUUUUUGUCUACUGCUAAGUACCCUGCUAAGCCUGAGCGCAGGCUUGGAGUUUACCGGUUCUCAAGGCCAGUGGGCUCGCUACGUGCGCUGGGAUGCAAGCUCCAGGGGCGACCUGACGUUUCAGUUCAAGACCUCGCAAUCGGACGGCCUGCUGCUCUACUUCGACGACGGCGGAUACUGUGACUUCUUGCUGCUCGCCCUGUCCGAGGGCAAGCUCCAGCUCCACGUCAGCAUCGACUGCGCCGAGACCACCAUCACCUCGGACAAGCCGGUCAACGACAGCCGCUGGCACUUCGCUGCCAUCAACAGGGAGAACCUGUGGACUGGCUUGGCCGUGGACGGUCAGAGCAAGACGGGCGAGGUGCGUCCCCAGCGGCAGUUCAUGAAGAUCGUCAGCGACCUCUUUCUCGGGGGGCUUCCGAGGGAUAUCCGCAUGGCCGCCAUCACCCUGCCCUCGGUCCGCGAGCUUCCGCCGUUCAAAGGGAUUAUCACCAACCUCAGUUACGGGAGUAAGUUGCCCACGUUGGUCAAUAGCCAGAAGGUCCGUCUGGAGAUGAUGGGCCUCUGCACAGAGAACCCCUGCGAGAACGGCGGGAUCUGCUCACUGGCAGAUGGAGAAGUCUACUGCGACUGCUCCAAAACUGGAUAUGUAGGUCGAUACUGCACGGAAGCAGUCCAGAGAAAACCAGAACUCGCGCACCUGAAGGCAGACCAAGCUCGAGAGGAGAAUGUGGCCACCUUCCGCGGCUCGGAGUACUUCUGCUACGACCUGUCGCAGAACCCCAUUCAGAGCAGCAGCGACGAGAUCACGCUGUCUUUCAAGACGUGGCAGCGGAACGGCCUCCUGCUGCACACGGGGAAGUCCGCCGACUACGUCAAUCUGGCCCUGAAAGACGGGGCUGUUUCCCUCGUCAUCAACCUGGGUUCUGGGGCCUUCGAGGCCAUCGUAGAACCGGUCAAUGGAAAAUUCAAUGACAACUCCUGGCACGACAUCAAAGUGACACGCAACCUGAGACAGCAAUCAGGCAUUGGACACGCUAUGGUGACAAUCUCCGUGGACGGCAUCCUCACCACCACCGGCUACACUCAGGAGGACUACACCAUGCUGGGCUCCGACGACUUCUUCUACGUGGGCGGGAGCCCCAGCACGGCGGACCUGCCGGGAUCUCCAGUUAGCAACAAUUUCAUGGGCUGCCUCAAAGAGGUGGUGUACAAGAACAACGACAUCCGACUGGAGCUCUCUCGCCUGGCCCGCAUCGUUGACCCUAAGAUGAAGCUCCAAGGAGACGUGGUUUUCAAGUGCGAAAACGUUCCCACGCUCGACCCGAUCAACUUCGAGACCCCCGACUCCUUCCUGGCCUUGCCCAAGUGGAACACCAAGCGCGUCGGCUCCAUAUCCUUUGACUUCCGCACUUCGGAACCCAACGGGUUGAUACUCUUCACCCACGGCAAACCGCAAAACCGGCGCGACGCCAAGGGCCAGAAGAACAACAAGGUGGACUUCUUUGCGGUGGAGCUGCUAGAUGGAGGGCUGUACCUUCUUCUGGACAUGGGCUCUGGGACCAUCAAGGUCAAGGCCACUCAGGCUAAAGUCAGUGACGGGGCCUGGCACCACGUGGACAUCCAGAGGGACGGUCGCUCUGGCAUCAUCUCGGUGAACAGCCGCCGGACCCCUUUCACGGCCAGCGGGGAAAACGAGAUCUUGGACUUGGAAGGCGACCUUUACCUGGGAGGUUUGCCAGACAGCCGGGCGGGCUUGGUGCUCCCUACCGAGCUCUGGACCGCUAUGCUUGACUACGGCUACGUGGGCUGCAUCCGGGACCUGUUCAUCGACGGACGCAGCAAGGACAUCCGGCAGAUCUCGCAGUCGCAGAACGCGACGGGCAUCAAGUCGUCGUGCAGCAAGAUGACGGGGAAGCAGUGCGACAGCAGCCCCUGCAAGAACAGCGGCGCGUGCAAGGAGGGAUGGAACAGGUUUAUCUGCGACUGCACCGGAACGGGCUUCUGGGACAGCACCUGCGAGAGAGAGGCCUCCGUCUUGUCUUACGACGGCAGCAUGUACAUGAAAGUAGUGAUCCCGAACAUCAUGCACACAGAGGCCGAGGACGUCUCCCUGCGCUUCAUGUCCCAGCGGGCCUUCGGCCUGCUCAUGGCCGCCACGUCCCGCGAGUCGGCGGACACUCUGCGGCUCGAGCUGGACAGCGGGAGGGUCAAACUGACGGUCAACCUAGACUGUGUCAGGAUAAACUGUAACACCAGCAAGGGCCCUGAGGUUCUUUAUGCCGGACAAAAGCUCAACGACAAUGAGUGGCACUCAGUGCGAGUGGUCCGCCGCGGUAAAAACUUCAAACUCAUUGUGGACGACGACAUGGCCGAAGGUCAGAUGGCAGGUGACCACACCCGUCUGGAAUUCAGCAACGUGGAAACGGGCAUCUUGACCGAGAAACGUUUUGUUUCGUCGUCACCUUCCCCUUAUAUUGGCCACCUGCAGAGCCUCAAGUUCAAUGGUAUGCAGUACAUCGACAUGUGCAAGAACGGCGACAUCGAUUUCUGCGAGCUCAACGCCCGCUUCGGCAUGCGCUUCAUCGUCGCCGAUCCCGUCACUUUCAAGACCAAAGGCAGCUACCUGGGCUUGGCCACCCUGCAGGCGUACACCACCAUGCACCUGUUCUUCCAGUUCAAAACCACCUCGCCCGACGGCUUCAUCCUCUUCAACAGCGGAGAUGGGAACGACUUUAUCGCCGUGGAGCUGGUCAAAGGGUUCAUCCACUAUGUGUUCGACCUGGGGAACGGGCCCAGCCUGCUGAAGGGAAACAGCGACAACCCGCUGAACGACAACCAGUGGCACAACGUGGUCAUCACGCGCGAUGCCUCCAACACACACACUCUCAAAGUAGACACCAAGUCAGUCACGCAGAAUGUCAACGGGGCCAAAAACCUCGACCUUAAAGGCGACCUGUUUGUUGGAGGCCUGGGACCCAACAUGUAUCAGAACCUCCCUAAGCUGGUGGUUUCCCGGGAAGGCUUCCAGGGCUGCUUGGCAUCCGUAGAUCUCAACGGGCGCCUGCCAGACCUCAUCAACGACGCCCUGUUCCGCAGCGGGCAUGUAGAGCGUGGCUGCGAAGUUGGUUUCACCAAAGCCGACCUGCAAGGUCCGAGUACGACCUGCCAGGAUGAUUCGUGCGCCAACAUGGGCGUGUGCAUCCAGCAGUGGGAGAACUUCACCUGCGACUGCUCCAUGACGUCGUACACAGGCACCCACUGCAACGACCCUGGCACCACCUACAUCUUUGGCAAAGGAGGAGGCCUGAUCACCUACACAUGGCCCAACAACGAGAGGCCGAGCACGCGGACGGACCGGCUGGCGGUGGGCUUCAGCACCACCAUCAGGGACGCCAUCCUUGUUCGCAUCGACAGUGCCCCACGCCUGGGCGACUACAUCAUGCUCCACAUUGAACAAGGCAAAAUCGGCGUCACGUUUAACAUCGGGACAGUGGACAUAAGUGUCAAGGAGUCAAACACAGAGGUAAACGACGGCAAGUACCAUUUGGUCCGAUUCACGAGGAACGGGGGCAACGCGACCUUGCAAGUGGACAACUGGCCGGUCAACGAGCACUUUCCCUCAGGCAACAGCGACAUUGAGCGCUAUCAAAUGGCAAAUAAGAAAAUCCCGUUCAAAUAUACCCGGCCAGUAGAGGAUUGGCUUCAGGAGAAAGGCCGGCAGCUGACAAUCUUCAACACACAGGCCACUAUUUCUAUCGGCGGAAACGACCGAAAGCGGCCCUACCAAGGCCAGCUCUCCGGCCUCUACUACAACGGCCUCAAGGUUCUCAACAUGGCCGCGGAGGGCCACCCUAACAUCAAGGUGAACGGGAGCGUGCGGCUCGUGGGAGACGUGCCCACCAGCCGCGGUGCGACACGCACCACCACGUCGAUGCCUCCGGAGAUGUCCACCACCUUCAUUGAGACCACCACCACGCUGUCCACCACAACCACCCGCAAACAGCGCUCGCCGCCGUCUAUUCAGACGACGGACGACAUCGUCUCGUCGGCCGAGUGCUCCAGCGACGACGAGGACCUGGAGGAGUGCGACUCGGGACAUGCAGGAGGGGAGCUAAUUGUCCCCGUUCUAGUUGAGGACCCCAUAGACAUUCCUUCUGUAUCCACCCGUUCACCCUUCAUCCCUCUCCCCCCGACCCUCCGCCCCGUCCUCACCAUUAUCGACACCACCAAAGAGUCCUUGGCCAUGGCCACUGAGGCGGGGGUACCUUGCUUGUCGGACCGAGGCAGCGAUGAUUGUGAUGGUGGUGAUGAUGGUGGUGAUGAUGAUGAUGAUGGCAUGGUGAUUUCGGGGUUUGGCUCUGGCGAAGCUUUCGACUCUAGCCUGCCCCCGACUGACGAUGAAGAUUUUUACACCACCUUCUCCCUGGUAACAGAUAAGAUCUUGACCACAUCGGCUUAUGAAGGCGGCUACAAAGCUCUCGUGCCCAAGUGGGAGCCCAAGGACUUAAGGCCUAGCAAGGCCUCAGAGGCAGGCAGGACUACACCCGCCUCGCCUCUGCCGGACAUCCGGGUCACACCGGCGGCGGCGGGCCCCUCAGACAUGCCACCCAAGCUGCCUGCAGGGAAAAUGGACAAUCGCGAGGUCAAACCUCUGCAGCCAGACAUGCCUGUCCUGCUGCCCCGGCCGACAUCCUUCGAUGUGGACGGCACCAAACCGAGGGGCCCCUUCAUCACCUCACCCAUGUUGCGUACAGUACCCGCCGCCUUGCCCACGGUGCCCGGGGUGGUGAGGCGCGUGCCGCCCGGAGCCUCGGAGGUGAUCCGUGAAUCCAGCAGUACCACGGGCAUGGUGGUGGGCAUUGUGUCAGCCGCCGCCCUCUGCAUCCUCAUCCUCCUCUACGCUAUGUACAAAUACAGAAACAGGGACGAGGGUUCCUACCAGGUGGACGAAACGCGCAACUACAUCAGCAACUCUGCGCAAACCAAUGGCUCUGUGGUGAAGGAUAAAACGCCCAGCGGCAGCACUAAAGGCAGCGCCAGUAGCAAGAGACCGAAAGACAAGGAUAAGGAAUAUUAUGUAUAGAAAUCGAAUCAUUUCACAACACCUGAAUAAACUGUUUGGAACCAAGCUAAAAAAAAAACAUUUUGACAGUACCAUAUUGGCAACUGUGAUUUAAAAAGAACACAUUUUCUUGAGAACUUGAGACUCGCGGAGUCGCUUACAGACGAACUUCAGCUCACGGGAGCUCACUUACUAUUGUAAGCGUUACAAAGAGACGAUGCAGUACGACUCCAUCGGGAUGAUUUGAAAAGUUCCCGCUGGAGACAUUUGACGAUGUGAAUUAUCACUCGGACACCCCGACACGACCCCAAGUGACUGUGAAGAGGUGUGCUAUCCUUGGAGUUCUACUGACCCCCCCGCCGUCCAUUGUAACCCUGUAAAAUACGAUCACUGUCAUUUUGGCCAUUCUGAGCAUGCAUGUGAGGUGUAUGUGAUGUGGUGCUGGCAUCUGUGUAAGUGAGGGACCUCAAGAAAUCAUGAUUGUUGGGAAAAGUUGGAAGUCAAAACGCUGUUUUUCUUUCUCUUUUUUUUUUUUUUGCUAUUCAAAUGGUUCAUUUAAUGUAGCCAUCUUGGACGCGAUAUGAGGUAACGUAUACAUGUGCUUAAAAGUGUCUCUUUUUUUAUCGGUUGUUUUUGUUUAUCCCUUUACUUGUGUAUCUAUUUAUUAAGAUGAAUGAUUUUUUUUGGUCUGUUGUAAAAGAAACUAAUGGCCAGUUGAGGUUGACUGGACAGUGUCAGUCGCCGCUGAUCGUGUAUCUCAAAUUUAUUUGCUUCGUUGGCAACCAAAUUUUAGAUGGUCCUCAAGCUUGCAGGAGCAAGUUAAGCUUUCAAAGAAAGUAAAUAUAUAGUCAUUUAUUCCAAUUAGACUUUUAGUAUAUAAAAAAAAAGAAAGUCAGAUUUUUUCCCCCCUUUAUUUUACAUUUUUAACUGACCUGCUGUGUUAAAAUAAAACAUGCUUUGUGUCUGAAAACAGUGUAACUGUCAUGGUCAAAGUUUGGUAAAAAGUAAAACGUAGGGUUAAAAACUUACCGCAGUGUGACCAAGUAAAGUUUUUUUUUCUUCAGUUUUCACUGAAAACUGUGUCAAAACAAAAAUGUUUACAUAGUUUAUUACAGCGUGUGCUUGGUGACUCAUUACUGUACAGAAAAAGGCAUUUUUCUGUAGGCUUUUUCUUAUUUAUUUAUUUAUUUAUUAUUUUUGUCCUCCUGAUGUCCAGACAGUUGUACAUUUGACUAGAUUUAAGUUGUUUUGGGUUUUUUUUUUUUGUUGCUGUAGCAACAUGUCUGUUUUUAUUGUUAUUUGUUUGCCCUGGAGUGAAUAAUGGACGUCCACAGGAAGUAGUCUGGAGAGACAGGAAGUCUCGUCUCUCCAGAUGGCGUUUCUCUUCAGUCGCAUGACAAUUCAACCAUCUGACGCUGUCUACACCGACCCUCAGAUCUCAGUGAGGGUCUUCUUCUGAAAUUAUGUUUUCAUCAUGUUAUUUAUUUUUUUAUUGGAAAUCUAAAACAAACAAAAAUACGAGUAUAAGAUAAUAAAGACUGAUUAUGGUGGAUUUGGAGAUCUGGGCUGGCACCUUACUGACUUUCUUUGUUUUUGUUUUUUGAUUUCAUUUUUACUGUGACGUUACUUACUGUCUUGUCUGCUCGACUUGUCAAUUUGCUUUUUUCUCUUUUUUUCAGUUGUAUAGUUAAUUUCACGUCUCAUUUAUAUGACAUUAUGUUCCAGGAAUUCAAUGUUUUUUAUGUCUUUAUUUAUUGAAGAAAUUAGCUGUCAUUCAUUUACAUGCAAAUCAGUGUGUAUUUUUCUUUUUCAUUGUUUUUUUUGUGUGUGUGUGUGGGUGCGAGUGCGUGUGUGUUGAUACUUGGCUUUUUAAACCAGUUAAUUAUUGUCUUCUGCUCCCUUGACUUCAAACAAUUCCCAGAAAUAAAAAAAAGAAAAUGUUCCCAAA